CCUGCUGUAUACAUAGCUUUCUCCAACAGAAACUCUAUUGCUGAUAAAAGUCCUUACUCUCAAUGCCCUACUGUAGGUAUUUUCAUUCUUUUAAUUAGUUAAGGGAAUGGUUUAAAUUUCUAGGGAUGGAAAUUUACAUUUUUAAAAGAAAUUUAUAUUAGGAAACAGGGUAAGCAGCAAGAAGAGAACAAGAAGGCAACAAAAUAUUUGUUUUAAGAGUUUUUUUCCUGCAGGACUUGGGCUAACCCCUGGCUAAGUGUUCCCUUUCUCAAAGCCCCAGGUCUCUAUUCCUUUCCCAGCAUCAUUAACUUUUGGAGGAGACUUAGGUCCCGGUUUAAUGCUCUGGUGCUGAAAAAUACUGUGCUGCCUCCGGAAAGACUGGGGGUCAGGGUCUGGGUCUAGGGAAUGCACCUGGCAGUGCUCAGGGAACCCCGUGGUACUGGCUCUCAACUGGCUCUCAGGUGCAAUACAUGAGCCCUCUAAACUACCUGUCCCCUGGGUUUUUUGUUUGUUUGUUUGUUAUAUUUGUUAUGGGGCCAGACCCAGUAUUCUUAGGGUUUACUCCUGGCUCUGCAUUCAGGAAUUGCUCCGGGCAGUGCUUAUGGAGAAUAUAUGGGGUGCCUGGAUAACAUAGGUCAGCAGCCUGCAAGGCAAGCUCCCUACCCGCUAUACUAUAUCGCUAAGAUCCCCUACCCUGUCCUCCCCUCACUCCACUAGUGAAUUAAAAAAAAUAAUACACAAGAAAUCUAAUACUGAUUAAGCUGACAGCUAUUUUCAUCUUGAGAAGGAAGCCCAGGCUAUGUUUCUCUGACAUCAAGAUGUAUUUGUAGCUGAAAGGAAUUAAGAAGCACCAAAUGCAAACAAACCUCCCCCUUUCUGUCUAAAGGCAGCAAAUGGAUUCGGUCAGUACUAGAAUCAGAUUAGCUUGGAAAGGGACCAAAGGAAACGAUGGACAAAUCCAAUCACCAGGUGUGGAAGGUCACUUCAGAGGUAUAGGUGGAGCCUUGAUCACCUGGAUGACGGGCCCAGCUGGCUCUGGACACCAUCCCUUGGUUUAAUGGCCCUCAUUCUUAGAGCAUAAUAAAGAAAUGCUCCCCCACCCACAUUUAUAAAAGAGGAAUGGUGUUUGGAGUCCUGCUUUAGGAGACCCCACCCGUAAUCCGGGAGUUUGCCCGCUGCCUUUUCCUAAAUAGUCUUUUACAGAACUCAGCCUUUUGUUUUCUGUUCCUUGCUUUCAAUUUUGACUGAGGAUAAGAACCCGAACACCUGUGACUGCUCCAACACUGGCACUUUUCUACAGAUGCAUCACUUGGUCGAAUAACUGUGCAAGCCUCAGUUUAAAGCAUCGGCUUUGUCAUUUUUUGGUUGGCUUUCUCACUUGUGAUGUGUGUCCUAUAUGUUGUCCUAUAUGUAAAUCACCUCUGUUUUUUCUCUUGUUAAUCUGUUUUACUGUUUCUAGGGUCUAGCCACAUAUGAAAGAAGGUUGAAUUCAAUAUUUACUUCCUCAAAAUUUGGUAAUUUUUCUAAGAAUGUGGGGUGGAGUAAUUUAUUAUGAGUACGGAAAAACAAACAUGGGUGCAAAAAAAUCCGAAUCAGUAGCUGGAGAGAAUUCCCCUGUAUAAAAUGCCUUAUUAAAAUCCAAUACCCCUGUAUAAAAUGCCUUAUUAAAAUCCAAUACCCCGGUAUAAAGUGCCUUAUUAAAAUCCAAAUCAGUAGCUGGAGGGAAUACAGGGGUAUUGCAUACUGCAAGCCCUGUAAAUCCCCAUUCUUACAUAUGAUCCUCAGAGCGACCCCAGCAAUGAUGGCUGAGCACCACCAAGCAUCCAACCUGCCCCCCCCCAACCUCCAAAAAACUUUUUCACUGAUAUGGUGGCAGAGGAAAAUGUGAUAAGAAACUUUUGUGGUUAAUAUAGAUGAAUAUAAUUAAUACAUUAAUCAAACACCCUAAAAUCUGCAUCCUUUAUGGCAAUGCAUUUAAUGUUACUUUGUCCUUAGGAAAUAAAUUAUAUAUAGGUUCCCUUUAAAACAGAAAAAAAUGGUACAUACCUUUUUGGGAGAGGUUUGGGCCAUGCUCAGCUGUGCUCAGGACUUCUGGGAGGGGGUGCCUGGGGAGAGUUCAUGGGGUUGAUAGAUUGAAUCUGGGCCUGGGAAGAUGCAAGGCAAGGCCCUAGCACUGUCCGCUCCCCAACCCUGAAAAUGCAUUGCAAAAUACUAUGGAAUUCAAGGAAAAAAAUAGCACUGAGACUGUUCAUGAUGGGAUGCUAUGCAGACACGUGGAAAUUUUGUAUGUUUUAAACUUUGAAUAGAUUCCUUUGAUAAAGAUAACAUUAAAAUACGGAAUAAGAGACAGAAUAGUUUCGACGCUCAGAUUAACCAGAGAUAUCCUGGGCCGCGCUGUGUGGCUGGGGCUGAGAGCACUGUGGUUGGCAGAGCAGGGAGUAGGCUCUGAGCACUCUUGACUGUGCCCACCCGCCCCCAUUAUGCAUAUUGAUUGAGAAACAGCUAAGGAGUUGGGUAAAACUAUUCUAUAUGGAAAUCAUAAGAGGUAGAAAGCUUAAAAUGAAACCUUAAUAUUCAAAGGGAACAAAAAUCAGUAAUAAAAACAAUAUAAAGGGUUACAAGGCUGUAUCAAGACUUUACAAAUAAAUAUAUGCACGUGUCUGUUCAUUCAACGAUCUCACUUGCUCCUAGCAGUAACCCUUAUGCCAUGAGAUACCAGAUUUGGGCUUUUAUAUUAUUAUUUUGCAUUUUCCAUAUUUAUGUUUUGCAUUCACAUUUAGUAACAUCUGUACUAUGAAUAAACAUUCUGUAAUAGGUGUAGGAAACGCUUAUAAAAUAACCUACAUGAAAUAUAUGAAAAAGGAAAACAAAAACGUCAGACUUCCCCUCCCCCCCACGGAGCGAUUUCCCGCCUUCAGUCCUGGGGUUCUCAACUCGGUCCGCCAACCGCCCUAUAAAGGCCUGCCCCGGCGGAGCCCGGCCACUGAGCUCCAGAGACUCACAACCGACAGCAUGUCCGGACGCGGCAAGGGCGGGAAGGGCCUGGGCAAGGGCGGCGCCAAGCGCCACCGCAAGGUGCUCCGCGACAACAUCCAGGGCAUCACCAAGCCCGCCAUCCGCCGCCUGGCCCGGCGCGGCGGCGUCAAGCGCAUCUCGGGGCUCAUCUACGAGGAGACCCGCGGGGUGCUCAAGGUCUUCCUGGAGAACGUCAUCCGCGACGCCGUCACCUACACCGAGCACGCCAAGCGCAAGACCGUCACGGCCAUGGACGUGGUCUACGCGCUCAAGCGCCAGGGCCGCACCCUCUACGGCUUCGGCGGCUAAGUCUGCUUGGUGCUUCUCGAAUCUCCCAACACGGCCCUUUUCAGGGCCACCAUUUUUUCACGAAGGAGCCUCGGCACGCGUUUCCCACCAGAUGCUCAGUGGCGGGGUCCGGGGCGGGCGGACGCUUUGCAGGCGCAGCUCCGGCCGUGCAUGUCUUCUCCCCUGGUUGCUCUGCGCCGCCUCGUGGCAGUGUCGCAGGCGCUGGGGUCGCCGCCUCUACGGCGGCAGCAGCAGAAAGGGCGUUAAGUUCCUGCCCAGACUAGAAAGCGAGGAUGCUGGGCGGCAUUACUUGCUUGUAUUACCACGGAGCUUUGCGAGUUUGUUCUAAACUCGUUCUGCUUAUGGACCACCCCUGCGCGCUCCGGGGACCACGUCGGCCGGGUGCAAGGCAAACGCUUACCUGUUGGUCUAUUCUCGGUCCCAACGUGACGGGAUCUUAAUUUGCUGUUUACAAAGCAAUAGGAGGUGACGUUUGCACGAUCAUUUGGAGCCGAUGGCUAGGGGUCAAACUUUUCCCGUUAAGUCACUUUUUGGGUUCCUGUAUUUUAUUUUUUGACACAUUGUUGGAACUAUGAUAAUAGUUUCAGCCCACAGGGCUGCACUGAAGUUUCAUGAAGGUGCAAAACAGUUAUGAGUGGUUUAGUUAUAUGUCAACCCUUACACAUAUAAUUAUAACCCGCCUCAGGUCUGUGGUUGCUGCCUCUGAGAAGCUUAAAUUUUUCUUGUGAAACUGGAGAGGUCACACCCUCAGUCUGAAUUGGUGCUUGCUCCAACCAGAGUUUGACCUGUAAGCAAAUCCUUACUCUAAGCAGCCACGUUCUACUGAUUAUUCUGCUAACCAUUGCAUGAUUAUUUCCGAGGUGCCACCUUGUUUAACGGAGUAAUGGGAAAUAACUCAAUAUGCACCCACUCCCCAAACACUCUCCAAAUGGAAAUAAUUGCCUUGAAAAUUCUUACCUUUUCAGGUGUUAAGUGACCGGCAUGAGGAACAUCAGCUAAUAGUAUUGGUCCCACAGACCUUUUCAAAUGGGGAAGGUGGGUGGGAACCAGAGCUUCAUGCUAAAUAUCAGCUUGAGAAUUUCAACUUUAAAUGCCAGGGCCCUCAAAGGUUACAGAAUUCAGCCACAAAGCAUUGGUAGCACAGGACAGAAGGAGUCCUUCCUUGUUUUAGCAGAAUACCCUAUGUCUGGCUAAUUGGUGUUGCUCACUAAUUUAUUUGCCAGAUAGCUGUGCAUUUUGCUUUUUUGAUUAAAGGAUAAUGGAGCCAGAAUAGUUAUCAGUGGGGGAUCGAAGUAUGGUACUUGUAGUCUGUAGUGAAUCAUGAGUGCAUGCAUGUAUCUUAGCAUAUUUAGUGUUCAACACAUUAAAUAUAAUCAUGCCUCAAAUACUGUAUUUAAUGUAGCUUGGUAUUUUUUUCUAUAUACUUAACAUUCUAUAUGUUAAAAAAACAUUUUCCCCUCUAUAGAUUAAUUUCACUAAAUCUCUGCAAAGAAUUGCCAAAAGGAACUCACUAGGCAUGUGACCUGGUGUUAGUAAUUGAAUAUAGAAUUAUGGGGGUGCUGGGGAUCGAACCUGGGUCUGUUAUGUGUAAGGCAAGUGCCCAACGUGCUGUACUCCCGCCCCUGUGCUCUGGCCCGUUUUCUGUUUGUUUCGUUUUUGCAUUUUAGCCACAGUGGGCAGUGUGCGUGGGAUCACUAUUGGUGGUUCAUCCAAAUAUGAAACAUGGACUCCCAUCAGUCCUUUGAGCCUUCUGCCUGGCCUCAACUGUCUUAUGUUUGUUUAUGGGCCGCAUCCGGCAGCGCUUAGGACUUACUCCUGAACCAACACUCAGGGAUCAGUCCUGGAGGGUGGGGCCGAGGUGGGGGUGGAGGGGCCAGGAAUAUGGGGGUGCUGGGGAUUGAACCUGGGUCUGUCUCGUCCAAGGUGCUAUACUCCUGCUCCUGUGCUCUGGCCUGUCUUUUUGGAUUGUUUUUCAGACCCCACCUGGCAGUGCUCAGGGUGUACUCGGGGUCACGUAAGGCAAGUAGUGCCCUAUCCUCUGUACUAUCUCUUCAGCCCCUAUAGCCUUAUUCUUAAAACUACCUGUCAAUUUAUCAAUUCUUAAGAUAUAGUUCUAAAAUUGUAAGAAUAUGAGGGAAAAAAAAGCUGAAAGUAUAAGGAUGUAUGAAGUAAGUAACUUUAAUCACAAUUCUGUGAGUUCAUUCAAUUCCAAGUGUUUACUUCUUUUGGUGAUCUUGGGCUGGUUUGAAAAUCAGUCCUGUGUAAUUGGUAUAUUAUAAUACAGUCAUUGAUGCCAUAACACACUAUUUCGAUGCUCUGGACCAUUCAGUCUCAGGUCUUUCUUGUAUUUUGUGAUGGGGGCUUUAGAGAAAAAUCUAUAGAGAAUAAAUGCUUGUUAAUGGCAUGUCUGGUUAAUUGACUCUAUCAGUACAAAAUAGGAUAGGAUUAUCAGAAAUGACAUCAUAAAUACUGAGGACCAGAAAAAGGCCUUCUGAUGAAUUAAUUUCAUAAAGUACU
Molecule: messenger RNA, 5841 nt
Organism: Sorex araneus (European shrew)
Lineage: Eukaryota; Metazoa; Chordata; Mammalia; Eulipotyphla; Soricidae
Product: histone H4
Exons: 1
Coding region: 2794-3324 (176 amino acids)
Biological process (GO): nucleosome assembly
Cellular component (GO): nucleosome
Molecular function (GO): structural constituent of chromatin; DNA binding; protein heterodimerization activity
Source: RefSeq, a predicted model, not a curated record